GUUCUUUCAACAAUACAGCGAUCUACGAGUAUGAUACACGAUAAAUCUCUCUCCAAUUCAAUAGCCACGCCGGUAAUUGUAAUGGCAGACGAUCCACUCCCCUCAUACGCAAACGACGACUUCGACGAUGUCUUUGGCUCUGCGCCAUCCUCACCCUCCCUCCUCCCUUCCCAGCACCCCUCCACAGGAAACCUCGAACCCUCGGAUAUUCCACGCCUGCGCGAAAAACAUGAAACAGAAGGAUAUAGAGAUGGCGUCACGAAAGGGAAAGGGGAGAGUGUACAGGCGGGUUUCGAUGAGGGGUAUGGGUUAGGCGCUGUGCUGGGGUUAAAGAUUGGGAAGAUUUCGGGGUUGUUGGAGGGGAUAUUGGCGGGGUUGAGAGGGGAGGGAUUGGGCAUGGAGGGGGAGAGGACGAGGAUGGAGGGAUUAGUGAAAGGUGCGAAAGAGGAGUUGAGUACGACGAGUGUUUUUGGGAGGGAGUAUUGGGGAGAGGAUGGGAUUUGGAAGUUUGAGGUGGGGAAGGAAGGAGAUGGGGAGGGAGAGGUGGUUUUCCCAGAUGUUGCGGCGGCGCAUCCGUUGGUUAGGAAGUGGGAGGGGGUUGUUGAAGAGGAGGUUAAGAGGUGGGGGUUGGAUUUGGGGAUUUUUGAUGGGGAUGUCGAUGGUGAAGGCGACGAGGAGGAGGUGGUCGCUGUGAAGGGAGCACAAGGAAAAGAAGUUAGGAGGGGAGAGGUUGAGAGUGAACCUGUUGCUGCGGGUAUGGCGAAGGUGCUGGGAAUAUCAAAGAAGGAUUUGAGUUGGUGA
Messenger RNA from Cadophora gregata, 801 nucleotides. RefSeq names its product Essential protein Yae1, N terminal (gene YAE1). The record is from RefSeq and is a predicted model, not a curated record. Lineage: Eukaryota; Fungi; Ascomycota; Leotiomycetes; Helotiales; Ploettnerulaceae. The coding region runs from base 31 to 801 and encodes 256 amino acids. The transcript has a single exon.